AUGGCUCCAAAGGCAAGACAAGACUUGGUUAUUCCCUACGUUCACGUACCUGCAAAAUCCAGAAAAGACGCAGGAAAUGUUCUUUCGCAAUCAUUACCAAUGGCCGCUAUGUUUAUGAGAAAUAAGAUGUUAUCAUGGGCAUCGGUAUUCUUGUCAAUUCAAUCAUACUUGAAUGAACCAAUCAAUAAACCAGCAGAAGAAGACCAGGGUCAACAGUCGCCAGCUUUGAGGAUCGCGUUUGCCGUUAUUGCGUUGAUUACUUGUUACAUGGAUAUUGUUUUCCCUAGUACUAAUCCAACAGUAAAGAGGGCAGCCAAGAUUGUGUCUGAGACUGCAACUGCCGUGACUACUGCUACUGCAGCAGCUGCUGCCAAGGCGUAA
This is a messenger RNA of Lodderomyces theae, 381 nucleotides long. RefSeq lists its product as uncharacterized. The transcript has a single exon. The record is from RefSeq and is a predicted model, not a curated record. Gene Ontology annotation, molecular function: protein folding chaperone. Lineage: Eukaryota; Fungi; Ascomycota; Pichiomycetes; Serinales; Debaryomycetaceae. The coding region runs from base 1 to 381 and encodes 126 amino acids. Gene Ontology annotation, cellular component: endoplasmic reticulum membrane. Gene Ontology annotation, biological process: protein insertion into ER membrane.